Molecule: messenger RNA, 2370 nt
Organism: Xenopus laevis (African clawed frog)
Lineage: Eukaryota; Metazoa; Chordata; Amphibia; Anura; Pipidae
Product: protein mono-ADP-ribosyltransferase PARP15-like
Exons: 12
Coding region: 42-1952 (636 amino acids)
Source: RefSeq, a predicted model, not a curated record
UCUCGCCAUUUACACUUUAUCAAUCUUAAUGCAUUGUUUAUAUGCACCGAGUGGGCACAGCAGACACAAUGUCAUUUGCUUUUCUUCAUUACUUUAGGUGUUUCCAUCUGCACCUCCCAAACAACCAAAGGAAGGCGAUCGUCAUGAGUCAGCUGGUGAUAUGUGAUGUACCUAUACAAUUAAAACAAGGGGACAUAACCAAAGAAGUUGGAGAUGCCAUAGUAAAUGUAAAUAAUAAAACACUGAAUCAAAACUUUGGGGUGUGCCAAGCCGUUCUAGCAGCAGCUGGGAAGUCUGUUGUAGACGAAUGCCAGCGUUUAGUCAAAAAGCCUCAUGGUGACGUUGUUGUAACUGAAGCUGGAAAUCUGAAAUGCAAAAAAAUCAUUCAUGUUAUUAAUGCAACGCAGGCAGCUAAGAUUGUGGCUAGUGUGAAGGAAGCACUCAAAGAAUGUGACCAACAUAAACUAGAAACUGUGUCUUUUCCUGCACUCGGAACAGGUGCUGCCAGUUUAGACACUCUGACUUCCUCAGAUGCAAUCUUUACUGGCAUUGAGCAGUAUUUAUCAGAGUCCAAAGAAUCCUGCGUUACACAAAUUUCUAUUGUGGUUCUUACUCAGGAAGCUUACGACCAAUUUUUGCUGUUUUUCCAAAACAAAAUUUCCAGUCUCCAGAAAAGUGAUUGCCAUCUCAUGCUUUGUGGGAAAUAUGUUGAAUUAAUUAAGGGUGACAUCACAGAUCAAACUGUUGUCUGUAUAAUCAAUGUGACAAACCAAACUCUGGACCAAAGUCAUGGUGUUUCUGGGGCUAUAUUUUCAAAAGCUGGAGAUACUGUCAAACAAGAAUGCAAACAAAAUGGUAAAUUGGCCCCCAAUGGAAUUGCAGUAACAAGUAGUGGAAAUCUGAAAUGCAAGAAAAUCAUGCACCUGGUUGGUCCAGCAAUGUUGACUUUAAUUGUGCCUUUCCUUGAACAAGUACUACAAGAAUGCAACAAAUAUUCAUUCAGGAGUAUAGCACUGCCUGCCAUUGGAACAGGAAUAGCAAAACUUGACCCCAAAAAGUCAGCUGAAGAAAUUCUAAAAGGCAUAAGAACCUAUUUUGAGAAAGUCACAGUCUCAAGCCUCCUCCAGGUCUACAUAAUUGCCUACAGUGAUGAUGUUUUUCAGUCCUUCUCAGAGGUUUUUAAGUCACAAACUCCUAAAACUGAGGAAAAUGAGGAAGAAGAUGAGGAAGAAAAUAAAACAGAAAAUGAGGAAGAAAAUGAGACAGAAGAUGAGGAAGAGUACAUAUUUCAGUAUUCCUCAGAGGAAGAAGAAACUGAAGAUUUGUCAUUAAACCAAAUGCAAUCAGUAAUUGAUACUCCAGCCACAUGGAGUGACAUGACUAAUAAAAGCCACAUAACUGUUGAGCUAAAAACAGACUCUGAUGAACAUCGAACAAUUGAGAAGGAUUUUCUCACAUCAGCGGGGAAAAGCACCACUAAAGUGAUAAAAAUUGAAAGGAUUCAGAAUAUAAAGCUAUGGAGAAGUUACUCAGUUAAAAGGGAUUAUGUUCUGACUCUGUACCCAAACCAGGAAAUUGAAAAUGAUCUCUAUCAUGGAACAACCACUGAAACGGCAAAGAAGAUCAGUUUGCAUGGAUUUAACCGGAGUUUCUGUGGGAAAAAUGCUGUAUGUUAUGGGAAAGGAACCUAUUUUGCUAAAGACGCCUCAUACUCUUGUCAAGAACAAUAUGCUGCUACGGACAGAGACGGGUAUAAGCAUGUCUUCCAAGCAAAAGUCAUAACUGGAAAAUGGUGUUUGGGGCGACCAGCAUUUGUGGAGCCACCAUCAACCUCUUCAGAUUCAGACAUCAUGUACGACAGUGUAGUUAAUGAUGUUAAUAAUCCAGCAAUCUAUGUUAUCUUCUGUGAUGAUGGUGCUUACCCUGAAUAUUUAAUAACAUUCAAACAGUAGAUAAAAAAAAACAACAUUCACACGUUGCACUGUCACUUUGCAGCCUUUAUGGAGAAUUGAACUGCCCCUAGAACCUAGCACUGAUCAACUGACCUCAACUGGACCUCCACCCUGCUACCUCUAUGCAAAAUGUAUUCCAUUUAAAAGUGUUGCUGAAUCUGCCAUAAACAUGCAGAGGUGCCCAGCCUGUUUGUAUCCCCUUUAUUCAAUCCUCUUACAUGGAGCCUGCAUAACAUGCCUAGUUGAAGCUACUCCCGGACCUAGCUACAACUGCGCAUGCUCAGACAGGCUCUGUGUUAGCUAACUUACAGAAGAUGAUCCAAGCAAGCAGAAGGUGGCGCCUAUGAACUUUGUUGCGCACUUCUGCAUAUUUAUGAUAGAUUCACUUGUAGGAACACGCUUGAAAGGAAGAUACUGU